Molecule: messenger RNA, 963 nt
Organism: Aspergillus melleus
Lineage: Eukaryota; Fungi; Ascomycota; Eurotiomycetes; Eurotiales; Aspergillaceae
Product: dihydrodipicolinate synthase family protein
Exons: 1
Coding region: 1-963 (320 amino acids)
Molecular function (GO): 4-hydroxy-tetrahydrodipicolinate synthase activity
Source: RefSeq, a predicted model, not a curated record
AUGACCUUCUUCAACCCCGACACCGAGGAGCUCGACGUCCCCACGAUCCGCAAGCAUGCCGUGCGUCUAGCCAAGGCCGGUCUCGUCGGUCUGGUCACCAUGGGCUCGAACGGAGAGGCCGUUCACCUGACCCGGGAGGAGCGGAAGACCGUCAUCCGCGAGACGCGGUCUGCCCUUGUCGAGGCCGGCUUCCAGAACGUUCCCGUCAUCACCGGUGCCAGCGAGCAGAGCAUCCGCCUCACCAUCGAGCUGACCAAGGAGUCGGCCGAGGCCGGUGCCGAGUACGCAUUGAUCGUGCCCCCCAGCUACUACCGCUACGCCGUCGGCAACGACGAGACGCUGUAUGAAUACUUCACCGCCGUGGCCGACGCCUCUCCCCUGCCCAUCAUCCUCUACAACUACCCCGGCGCCGUCUCCGGCAUCGACAUGGACUCCGACCUCAUCAUCCGCAUCUCGCAACACCCCAACAUCGUCGGCACCAAGUUCACCUGCGCCAACACCGGCAAGCUGACCCGUGUCGCGCGCGCUCUCAACGCCAUCACCCCCGAGUCGCCCCUGGUGACUCCUCGCAAGAACAUCUCGACCAAAAAGUCCGAGAACCACCCCUACGUGGCCUUCGGCGGUAUCGCAGACUUCUCGCUGCAGACGCUGGCCUCAGGAGGCUCGGCCAUCCUGGCAGGUGGCGCCAACGUCAUCCCCAAGCUUUGCGUGCACAUCUUCAACCUCUGGAGCGCAGGUCGCUUUGCCGAGGCGGUCGAGGCCCAGCAGCUGCUGAGCGCCGCCGACUGGGUUCUCACCAAGACCGCCAUUCCUGGCACCAAGGGAGCCAUCCAGUCGUAUUACGGAUAUGGCGGAUACCCUCGUCGGCCUUUGGGACGUCUGAGCGCGGAACAGACCCAGGCUGUGGCCGAGGGAAUCAAGGAAGCGAUCGAACUGGAGAAGACGCUUCCUGACGUUGCGUAA